Messenger RNA from Torulaspora globosa, 1467 nucleotides. RefSeq names its product transglycosylase (gene CRH1). The record is from RefSeq and is a predicted model, not a curated record. Gene Ontology annotation, cellular component: fungal-type cell wall. Gene Ontology annotation, molecular function: glycosyltransferase activity; hydrolase activity, hydrolyzing O-glycosyl compounds. Gene Ontology annotation, biological process: carbohydrate metabolic process; fungal-type cell wall organization. Lineage: Eukaryota; Fungi; Ascomycota; Saccharomycetes; Saccharomycetales; Saccharomycetaceae. Bases 1 to 1467 code for a protein of 488 amino acids. The transcript has a single exon.
AUGGUCAAAGCAGGUUUAGUAUCUGCCAUUGCUAUUGCUUCUUUUUGGAGUCGUGUGGUAAAUGGUCAGAGUUCUACUGUCGCAGGCGAUUGCAAUCCUUUGAAAUCGACCAAUUGUUCUCCAGACAAAGCUUUGGCGACGAGUUUUGCGGAAGAUUUCAGUUCUGAGUCCGAUUGGUUCGAGAAAGAUAAUGACAGCGGCGAGAUCAACUACGGGAGCGAUGGUCUUCAGAUGACGUUGGCAAAAAGAUACGAUAACCCUGGUUUGAAAUCCAAGUUUUAUCUGAUGUAUGGUAAAGUGGAGGCAGUCUUGAAGGCCGGACCUGGCACGGGAAUUGUCUCCUCAUUUUUUCUGCAGAGUGACGAUUUGGACGAGAUUGAUUUGGAGUGGGUAGGCUCUGAUGACACUCAGUUUCAGUCCAACUAUUUCUCGAAGGGUAACGUUGCUACAUAUGAUCGCGGUGCCUUCCAUGGUGUGAGUCAACCGCAGGCGGAGUUUCACAACUAUACGAUCGAUUGGGCUAUGGACAAGACUGUGUGGUACUUGGAUGGUCAACCAGUUAGGACUCUGGAGAAUACUACUUCCGAGGGUUAUCCACAAUCGCCUAUGUUUUUGAAGAUGGGAAUCUGGGCCGGCGGCGACCCAAGCAAUGAACCGGGUACCAUUGAAUGGGCUGGCGGUCUUGUCGAUUAUUCAAAGGCUCCAUUUUCAAUGUAUAUCAAGAAGAUUGUGGUCACGGACUAUUCCAGUGGCUCCGAGUACAGUUACGGUGAUCAAUCUGGGUCCUGGGAAUCCAUCAAGGCUAAAGAUGGAUCCGUUUACGGCAGAUAUGACGUAGCACAGCAAGAAUUUGCGGCUUUGUCCAACGGCGAGGCGAUUUCUAACAGCACCACUACCUCUUCUACCUCUUCUACUAUUAGCUCUUCAAUUCUAAGCUCUUCCGCUGCGAGCUCCUCCACUUUGAGCUCCUCCGCCGUGAGCUCUUCCACUUUGAGCUCCUCCGCCGUGAGCUCUUUCACUUUGAGCUCCUCCGCCGUGAGUUCUUCCGCUUUGAGCUCCUCCAGCUCAGGCUUCAGCGAAUCAAGCGCAUCUUCGGCGAUUUCAUCUACAGCAAAAGCUUCUUCUGAGACUUCUUCGAGCACAACUUCCUCCGCCGCGUCAUCCACUACAAGCGCAUCCCCCGAGACAUCCUCGGCCGCAUCCUCCAGCGUCUCCUCUUCUAGCGGACCCUCUGAAGCCUCAGCAUCCUCUCACAGCUCUGAGGUCAACACUUCCCCAACGGCAGUGUCUACGCUACAGCCAUCUACAGAGAAACCUUCUCUAACAACUAGCACAAGCAGGGCCCAAGAGUCGACUAAAUCAUCUUCAGCCGUUUCGGUGCUGGUGAGUAACGAAGGUAUCCUCGUAAGUUACUCCUGCGGCCUGACGGGUUUAUUAACCGGACUGGCCCUAGCCUUGGUUUGUUAA